CCCAGCCAGCAGCAGAAUGAAACUGGUGUGACUCUUCACUACUGCAGUGAAGAUUUGGUGUCUGCAGUCCAGUUUGUUGGCAAAUAUCCUCCCAGUGGGUGCUAAUGUGGACAGUUGAAGGGUCCCUUUAAAACCAGGCAGAAGUCUUAUGGAUUGGAUUCGACUAACUAAAAGUGGAAAAGACUUAACUGGAUUGAAAGGACGAUUAAUUGAAGUGACUGAAGAAGAGCUUGCUAAACACAGUAAAAAAGAUGAUUGCUGGAUAUGUAUAAGAGGGCUUGUGUAUAAUGUCACUCCAUAUAUGGAGUAUCACCCUGGUGGUGGUGAUGAGCUAAUGCGAGCAGCAGGAGCAGAUGGCACAGAUCUCUUUGAUCAGGUUCAUCGUUGGGUCAAUUAUGAAUCCAUGUUGAAGGAAUGCCUUGUUGGAAGAAUGGCACUCAAACCUCUUGCUGCUACUACAGAGAUUUGCUGCACUUUACCUGAAGAGAAGAAACUCUUAAAUGGCAUGCUUCCUAAAAAUAAAGUAUUGGAUACUUCUUCCAAAGGUUUAACUCCAAGCUAUGAUUGGUUCCAAACAGAUUAUUUGGUCACUGUUGUCAUAUAUACUAAACAAAAGGGCAUGAAUUCAGAAAUGGUGAUUGUUGACCAUCAAGAUGGUAGACUGAGAGUAGACAGCAUUCUGAGGGAUUAUUCAUAUCUCUUGCAUAUUGAGCUGAGUUAUGCAGUUCAAGAGGACAUUACCGUACACAUUGCUGAAAAAGUGGGAAAGGUGGAGAUUGUCCUGAAGAAAAAAGAUAAUAUUCCUUGGAGUAAACUGGGACAGCCACUCAACAGUCAUAAUUCAUUUAUCAAGUGCACAGAAAGAGGGCUCUACUACAGAAAGUGCAAACUGAUUUCUAAAACAGAAGUCACCCAUGACACCAAACUUUUCUGCUUAAUGCUGCCACAGAGUACUCAUCUCCAGGUUCCUGUUGGGCAUCACAUUUACCUCAAACAAAUCAUUGCAGGUACUGAGAUAGUGAAGCCAUAUACACCUGUAUCUUUUUCUUUGAAAUCUGAUUUCAAAGAACCAUCUCACCAUGAUAAUACACACCUAAUUUUAAUGAUCAAAAUUUAUCCCAAUGGACUUUUCACACCAGAACUUGACCACCUGCAAAUUGGAGACUAUAUUUCCGUGAGCAAUUCUGAAGGUAGCUUCAAGAAGUCGCAAGUUCAAACUUUAGAAGAUCUCUUUUUAUUGGCAGCAGGCACAGGCUUCACACCAAUGGUUAAACUACUGAACUAUGUUCUGACUAAUGUUUGUAGUCUGAGGACAGUGAAGUUGAUGUUCUUCAACAAAACAGAAGAUGAUAUACUUUGGAGAAACCAGCUGGAGCAGUUGGCCCUGAAAGAUAAAAGGUUUGAGGUUCAAUUUAUUCUCUCGGAGCCAAAAAAAGAAGGGACUGGCAAACAGGGAAAAAUAUCUUCAUCUCUCCUUUCUGAGUUUGUGAAAAGAAGCAAAAAAGACUCCAAAGUACUUAUUUGUGUCUGCGGUCCAGCACCUUUCACAGAGCAAGGAAUACAGUUUCUGCAGGAUCUUGGAUAUUCCAAAGAAGAGGUCCAUAGUUUUACUGCAUAAAACAAUACAAGGAUAUGACUGUUUAAUUCAUCAAUCUUCUUUAUUUACAUUCAUAAAUAAGUUUAAAUUCUUGAAAAGAAAAAUAUUUUGUAUGCAUUAAAAUUUGACUCUUGGUAUCAAAAUAUUUCUUGAAUGGUAUAUGCAUUUGGGGUAAAGGAAUUUUAUACUGUUUUCUUGCUUUUGUAUUUUUGCUAAUACUUACAGUUCAGCUAGGAUAUUAAUUUAUUGCAGAGGCAAGUAAAUGUGAACAGUGCAUAUUAGAUUUUUAAUUUUGUUAGCCUAUAACUCUUUCCUCAUAGCUCUGAUUUAUUACCAUCUUAAGUGCUGAUUAUAUAGAUUUUUACUUGAAACACUUUUCUUUACUGUAAAAUGUCUUAGCAAUACUGUCUGAAUUUAUAUAUUGCACUGUUAACUCAGGUAAAUGAUCACCUACACUAUGUUCUUAUUGGUAUCAUGAAACCGUGUUUUAUUUUUAAGUGAUCAAAACAUGUUCUUGUCCUUGUACAUAAUAUUGAUAAAUAAGGUGCUCAUAUGUAUGGCAAACUGUGAGUAAAGAUGCACUAAGUAAUAAAAAGGUAAAUAUUGGAUACUUGUUAAAAUGCACAUGGUGAGUGGCGUAUCACUGUCAUAAAUGAUAAAGUGGAAGACGGAUGGGAAGAAUGAUCAGGUGGGCAGGGCACUAGCCUAGGAGUUGGAGACCUGGAUCCAAGUUCAUGCUGCACCAUAGAUUUCCUGUGUGCCUUAGGCAAGGCAUUUAGCCACAGUUCCUCACUUCUGAAAUGAGUAUAAUAGCACUUCUUUGUUUCACCACUGGUGUGACGAUAAAUACAUUUGAUUGUAAGAUGCUCAGGUACUAAGUGAUGGGGGAAUAUAUAAAUACCUUAGAUUAUGACAUAGAUUGCAAUACGUUAGAUUGUUUGGGUCUGUGCCUCCGUUCUCCAGUUAUUUAAGGUUAAGUAUUGGGUGAUAUGACCAUAAUUUACUACAGAGUGAUAUUUUGGAGAGACAGCAGAGAUAAUCAGCAAAACUAUUUACUUUUGCCUGGUUUUAGGAUUAUAUGGAGCCCCAGCUAUUGCAAGUAAUGUUGCCCAUACAAAAGCUUCUCUUGUGGCUUUUAAUAUUGUUGACAUGCUACUUUACAAAUCUGAAUGGGUAUAUCUGUCCUGCUUCAAAAUCCUUA
Messenger RNA from Chelonoidis abingdonii (Abingdon island giant tortoise), 2798 nucleotides. The record is from RefSeq and is a predicted model, not a curated record. Lineage: Eukaryota; Metazoa; Chordata; Testudines; Testudinidae.